AAUUCUUUGAAGCAGUGAACUCCUUCGUCUAAUAAGGAAGAUACAUGCUGCCUUAUGGCGUUGCGUUGGGGUUCGCCCAUUUCCCAACUCGGGACUACGUAACUUGGUGAACAAACCGCAUAAUUUAGUUGAAUUUUGUAUUGGUAAGAUCUUUCUUAGUCCUUCAGAGUGCGGUAAUCCUCAACAUCAACUGGACGCGUAACUAUAGCGGCUGGUGUUUUGUGUCCUGCCUGUAAAGCCGGUCUGUGCUGGCCACUCUAGCAACACCUCCAUGGCCUUCAUGUCCUCGGCCUCGCUUAUCCCUCCUCCCCCUAUCAACACACAACAACCCGGUGUAAUUACAUCGCUACUGUACAGCGGUUCCAAAUUCCGUGGAUAUCAGAAGAGCAAAGGGAAUUCCUAUGACGUUGAGGUUGUUUUACAGCAUGUUACCAUAGAAGAUUCUUAUUUAUGCGGGUACCUGAAGAUAAAAGGACUAACAGAGGAGUACCCAAUGCUGACAACAUUCUUUGCUGGGGAGAUCAUCAGUAUGAAGCGUCCAUUUCUGACACGGAAAUGGGAUGCUGAUGAAGAUGUAGACCGGAAACACUGGGGCAAGUUCCAAGCCUUUUACCAGUAUGCAAAAACCUUCAACUCGGAUGACUUUGACUAUGAGGAGCUCAAGAAUAGCGACUACAUCUUCAUGAGAUGGAAGGAACAGUUCCUGGUUCCAGAUCACACAAUCAAAGACAUCAGUGGUGCCUCAUUUGCUGGCUUCUACUACAUCUGCUUCCAGAAAUCCACAGCCACCAUAGAGGGUUACUACUACCACAGAAGUUCAGAAUGGUAUCAGUCACUGAACCUCACCCACGUCCCCGAACACAGUGCGGCCAUUUAUGAGUUCCGGUGACCCCGGCCCCGGGCUCCUCCAGCACAGACUGACUUGAGGCUCCGGCCUUUAAGUGACUCUUGGCGAGGCGGAGGAAAAGGGACUGGAAUUUUAGCUACCCAAUGCAGCAUGGCAGUGCGCCGCCUGAGACUGUUUUUUAUGUAGGGGACGGCAGACUGACAGGCCCACCGACUGACAGACAGACAGUCGGGCUGUUUGUGGAAGCGUGCCAGUGUGGAGCUCUGAUCUGCAGCGUCUCUUUCUCUCCCUGGCACUGGGGACGGGCAACAGGUGGCGCCACGUGUGACUGCUUCCUCGUGUGGUUUUAAAUGUUUGUUUUUUUUAUUUUUAUGUUUGGUUGUUUUUUUGUUUUUUUUUAAGCUAAAGCUGAUUUUCUUUCUGGAAAACUUUUCAUCGCUGUGGCUUGUGCUCAUGGACUUUUCAACAGAAACAAGAGGCCGGGGGGUUGCCUCAAACUUUGCCAGUGGCUGGAGUGGACUUUUAUUUACUUUUUAGCUUGAUGAGAAAGACUGAUUUGGCACACUGAUUAUUGUCCCAUGAUCCUGUGUGCCUGUUGGGCUACAAUGCCUCUAGAGAUAGAGAUUGAUUGAUUAUAUUAAGGAUUGUCAGGAAAGAAGGAGGUUUAGUGGUUUCAUUGAUAUUUGACAGUAUUGCUUUUUUGCUAAGGACUCAUUAUUGUGUUUGCACGAUUAUGCAAGAGAGACAAUGACUAAUUUGUGGCGUGAGCUCUGACUGAUUAUACAAGAUCAGUUAUGUGCAUGCGUUUGUGUGUGUGUGUGAGCGAGUGUGAACAAGAGAGAAAAAGAGAAACAGAGAAAUCGAGAUGGUGUAAGAUAUUUGGAGGCAAGUAGGUGUGGGUUCUGCGAUGUAGUUGAGAGAUGCUGUUGUGUAGCUGCUACAAGCCAAUGACAUUGUGCUUUUCAUGACACCUUAACUCGGCUCACGGCUCCUUCUCAGUUUCCCCCUUACUCCGUUCAAAAACAAACAAAAAAACAUGGAAAAAUAUUCACAUCUCCUAACAUUUCUAACUAUGCAACAUAGCAGUAGCUUUCUGCCUCCAUGUCAAAGAGUUUCAUAGAUACUUCACAGCAAGAUUUUAUUAUGUAAAGAGUAGUACUCAAAUGUCUUACCUUUACUCACACGGAAAGAGAUAUUUUGUCUACUUGCCUUUGGAGGCACCACUUUGCCACUGAGCUUAUCCUACAAAAGGUGCCAUGUUAUUAAAACUCUCUCCAAAUGAUAAAAAAA
Clupea harengus (Atlantic herring) is the source of this 2137-nucleotide messenger RNA. Its product is annotated as glucose-induced degradation protein 4 homolog. Gene Ontology annotation, cellular component: GID complex. The record is from RefSeq and is a predicted model, not a curated record. NCBI's taxonomy places the organism in Eukaryota, Metazoa, Chordata, Actinopteri, Clupeiformes, Clupeidae. Gene Ontology annotation, biological process: protein targeting to vacuole; proteasome-mediated ubiquitin-dependent protein catabolic process; protein catabolic process in the vacuole.